Messenger RNA from Emiliania huxleyi CCMP1516, 2761 nucleotides. RefSeq lists its product as hypothetical. NCBI's taxonomy places the organism in Eukaryota, Haptophyta, Isochrysidales, Noelaerhabdaceae. The transcript has 12 exons. The record is from RefSeq and is a predicted model, not a curated record. The coding region runs from base 14 to 2761 and encodes 915 amino acids.
CCCGAACACACACAUGCUCGUGCUGAGCUCUCUCCUCCUGCUUGGCUACCGCGCCGACGCGCUCGCCGGCGGUGUCGUGCCAAGUAGCAAUCAGCCGCUGCGGCGGACGCCAGCGCCCAUUGCCGCUCUGGACGCUCGCUAUCGCAAGUCGACUGACCUGUACAAGCGCCUCGAGCAGGGCCGCGGCGGUGGCCCGACCCGCCGCGCGGCGCCGGUCACGAAGCCCGUGCUGCUCGCGCCGGCGGGUGGCUGGCCGCAGGUCGAGGCGGCGAUCAAGGCGGGCGCCGACGCGGUUUACUUUGGGUGCGCCGCCGGCCUGAACGCUCGAGCGCGCGCGACCAACUUCGGCCUCGACGAGCUGCCCGCGCUGAUGGAGCGGCUGCACGCGGCCGGGCUCGAGGGGUACAUGUGCGUCAACGUGCUCAUCUUUGAGUCAGAGAUGGCGCAGGCGGAGCAGCUGGCGAGGACGGCCGAGGGAGCGGGCGUGGACGGUCUCAUCGUCCAGGAUGUCGGCCUCGCCUCGCGCCUCCACGCCGUCGCUCCCUCGCUGCCGCUGCACGCGUCGACGCAGAUGUCCAUCUCGGACAGCGACGGCGCCCGCUUCGCGUCGGAGACGCUCGGCGCGCGCACCGUCGUACUCACGCGAGAGCUGUCGAUCGACGACAUCGCUGCGGUGGCGGCGGCGGUGCCCGGCGCCAACGUCGAGGUCUUCGUGCACGGCCACAUGUGUGUGAGCUACAACGGGCAGUGCUUCUCGUCCGAGUCAGGCGGCGGCCGCUCCGCCAACCGCGGGCAGUGCCGCAUGCCCUACGGCCUGAUGGUGGACGGCAGGCUGAAGGAGCUGCGCGACGCGUCGCACUACCUGCUCUCGCCGCAGGAAACCCUGCUACCCACUACUGGCGGUAGUGACGGGCUGUUGACCCCGUCUGAUGAAGACCUCUGCGGACUCGAGCAUGUCCCGCGGCUGUUGGAGGCCGGCGUGCGCACCUUCAAGAUUGAGGGGCGACUCAAGUCGGCGGAGUACGUGUACGUCUCGACCCUCGCGUACCGCAGGGCGAUCGACGAGGCGUGGGGGGCGCGUGAGGCUGUCUCCGCCUCCCACACCGACGUCCUCGACGCCGCGGCGCGCGAGAGACGCGCCACGCCGCCGCCGCUCGCGCCCGACGCGCUGCGGCAGGAGCACGACGGCCACUCGGCCGGCUUCUUCGACGGGCCGCGCCACCAGACCUUCGUCCGGGGCCUCUCGCCGUCGCACCGCGGCGUGUGCGCGGGCACCGUCGUGGCGGCGCCGCGCAAGAACACCGUCCGCAUCUCGCGGCGCGUGGAGCUGAGCGCGGGCGACGGCGUCGCCUUCGGCGCAGCCAGCUCCGAGGCGGGCGGGAGGCUCUGGGGCGUGAAGAGCGAGGAUGCGUCCGCCGCGGAGGGCGGCGAGGCUGUGACGCUCGAGUUGGAGGACGCAUCCAAGCUGGCCGGCGUCCGGGUUGGCGACCUGGUGUGGCGCACGCAGCACGGGGCGCUGCAGCGCCAGCUCAAAGGGCUGCUUUCCGACCCCACCGCCGGGCGCGCCCUCGUCGACGUCGCGCUGGACGGCGAGAUCGGCGAGCCGCUCAACGUCACGGUGACCGACGGGCGAGGCCGCUCAGCGUCGUGCGUGACGGAGGCCGUCUUGCAGCGUGCGACCGGGACGCCGCUGUCGGAGCAGAGCCUGCGCAAGGCGGUGGGGCAGCUUGGAGGCACGCCGUUGGUGGUGAGGCAUGUGGACGUCGGCGGCGCCGUCGCCAGCGGCGGCGCUUGGCUCCCACUCUCAGCGGUCAAGGAGGCGCGUCGCAACGCAGUGGAGCGCCUCGUCGAGGCGCGGUCCGCGCAGCGCGCGCUCGCUCGCAAGCUGUCGCCGGCGCGGCGCGCGGCGCGCGAGAGAGAGGAGGCGCGGAGGCGCGCGGCGGCGGGGGAGGCUGCGUUGCGCGACGGCGACGGCGACGGCGACGGCGACGGCGACGGCGACGGCGGCGGCCGCAGCACUAGGCCCCAUUUGUCGGUGCUCUGUCGCACGCGGGAGCAGGUGGCUGCCGCCGCCGCGUGCGCUGCUGUCGAUGAGAUCGUCAUCGAUUUUCUCGAGCUCGACGGCAUUCGCGAGGGGCUCGCGGCCGCGCGGCCAAAGGCGACGGCGUACCUCGAGCUGGGCGUCGCGCGCUUGGCGCCGACCUUCGACCUCGACGCGGACCAGCUGUGCGCCCUCGUCUCGGCGCUGCCGCCGUCGCUGCGCUCUCGCAUCGAGGUGAUAAUCCACGCGCACGUGCCCAUCUUCCACACGGAGCAUUGCGUGUUUGCGCGCACCCUCUCCACCGGCAACUCGUACAAGGACUGCGGCCACCCUUGCACGCGCCACUCGCUCCACCUCGUGGACGGGCGGCAGCAGCGCCACCACGUGCUUGCCGACUCGGGCUGCCGCAACACCGUCUUCAACUCGCAGCCGCAGAGCGCAGCGCCGCGCGUCGAGCUCACCGACCAGCCCGCAGAGGUCGUCAGCCCGCUGCUGGAGCGAUACGCCGCGCUCGCGAAAGGCGGGGGCGGUGGGGCGCGGGGCGGCGGGGCGCGGGGCGGGGCCGAGGAGGCGUUCGAGUGGAUGGACGAGCACCUGGUCGACUCGACCGGGCACAGGCCGGGCGUGACGGCGGGAUCCUUUCGGCCGUCGGCCGAGCGCGCGUGGGCGUCGUUGCGGCCCACUGCGGCGGAGGAGCGGGCGAACGCGGCCGGACGUUGA